UGUGUACAUGUGUCUUGUUGCGUUGCCGCCUGCCAGCGCAAGAAUUAUGAGCAAUAUAUAUUAGAGCUCUCAGACUCUGCCAAAAGCUGCUCUGUUGUUGGGUGUUGAAUGAAUGUGCUUGUUUAAAACUCAAGAAAGGAAGCAGAAACCACGAGCCACAAGUCAUGAAGAGCCACGUGAAAAAAAAGGAUGAAAGUGUGAUCUGAUGGUGCAACCAUGACGAGAGUAGCCCUCGCUAAACUCCUCAUUCUCGUGAUCCUCGCAUUUAUCAUCUGCCUCCCAGAAUUCUUCACAUUAUACAAAGUGUUAAAAGUGAACUUCCUCUGCCUUCCCUACCGACCCUGUGAGCGAGGGAAUCAGAUGAAGAAGGGGGGAAAUGGGAAGCUUGGGGAUGCUGAAAUUAGGAGAAAGGAUAUGUGUGUCCCUUUACAGACCUCAAAAGGUGAUAAGUGGGAGCAGGACUGCACUCAAGAGCAUCAACGCAACACAACAGAUCAUGAGUCAGACUCCAGGAGAGCAGAUGAAGACCCAGCAAAGAGCUGGUUCAUGUGUGAGACAGAUAUGGACAUGGCAGAAUUACACAGCAACAUCUCAUCUUCAGCUGCAGAAGUGCAUCUGGAGGUGUCAGUGGAGCUUCAACUCAGAGAUGAAGAGACCCUGAAUCUCACCUUGUACGGCCGCAAUAAUCAAAGCUUCUUACACCUCCACCCACCUGAGGAGGGGGAGGAAGAGGAGGAUAAGAAAGAUGAUGAAGGACAGAGGACCGCAUUUUACUGCUGUCUCCCUGUUCCGCCCACCUCGGAGUCAGCCAAUCAAAGCCGCUGUCUCCUUUGGCUCGCCAAUCAAACAGUUUUGACUGCAACAGCGAAGGAAAAGCUGCCAUGGAAACGGACACAGAAAGGUCGGUGUCAGGAUGAGAGAGCUCUUUGUUCCCCGCACGGUCACUGUGGCUUUACUCGAAGAUUGGAGAGAGGAGAGGAAUGA
Messenger RNA from Plectropomus leopardus (leopard coralgrouper), 984 nucleotides. Lineage: Eukaryota; Metazoa; Chordata; Actinopteri; Perciformes; Serranidae. The record is from RefSeq and is a predicted model, not a curated record.